CUAUUUUUGUAGACUUGCACUGCAGGGUGACUUCCGGUCCCGACUUCCUCAAACAUCUGAGGAAUUCACCUCUUCACUCUGAGGUGAAUGCUUUUUUCGGUGAGAGAGCAUCUCAGAUUACAGCCCCUGGCCCUGUCCUCAUGUUGCUGAAGCUCUUGCUGUUGCUCUGUGGUCAGCCCUGUGAACCAACAGCGCUGCUUUUGACAGUCAGCCCUCCACGGCCCAUGGAGGGGAACGCAAUGGCCCUGACCUGUAAGACCCAGCUCCCCACACCGAAGUUAGGCGUCCCGCUCCAGUUCUCCUUCUUCAAAGAGGGCACUGCCCUGGGGCGGAGCUGGAACAACUCCUCGGAGCUCCAGGUCACUGCCCUGAAGAGGAGAGAUUCCGGGUCCUACUGGUGUGAAGCUCAGGCAGAGGGCCUUAGAGUCAUACGGAGCCGGAGAGUCCAGAUAGAUGUGCAGGGAGUCCCUGUCUACAAUGUGAGCUUGGCGACACAGCCCCCAGGGGGCCAUGUGAUGGAGGGAGAGAAGCUGGCUCUUGUCUGCAUGGCCACGGGGGGGACAGGGGACAUCACCUUCCGGUGGUACCGAGGGGCCCUGGGCUUAAACCUGGGAGCCAAGACCCAGCCCUCCCUGACGGCGGAGUUUGAGAUUCCUGCGGUGAGCGAGCAGGACGCCGAGACCUAUUACUGCGCAGCGGACAACGGCUAUGGCCCCAGCCUCAGCGGGCUCGUGAGCAUCGCGGUCAGAAUUCCAGUGUCUCAGCCUGUCCUCACCUCCAAGCCUCCGGGGGCCCCGCCGGUGGUGGGGGAUGUGGUGGAGCUGCACUGCGAGGCCGGGAGCGGCUCUCCUCCCAUCCUGUACCAGUUUUUCCUGGAGGAUGUCCCCCUGGGGAGCAGCUCAGCCCCCUUCGGAGGAGGAGCCUCCUGGAACCUCUCUUUGACCUCAGAACAUUGUGGGAACUACUCGUGUGAGGCCGACAAUGGCCGGCGAGCCCAGCGUAGUGAGGCGGUGCCCCUCUGCGUCACAGUGCCUGCAGAGGACAGAGAAAACCCUGCUCCACCCAUCCUUGAGGGGCUGCUUGGCGGCUUUGGUCUCACCUUUAUGGCCCUAUUCCUUUGCUGUUGUCUCAAGAGAAAAGUAGGAAGACGUCCAGCCAAAGACCCACCCAGGAGCCCUCCCAGCCCCCCACCCCGAGAAUCCACCUACGUGAAUGCAACGGCUCCAGUGCAGCAGCCGCCGUUAUAUGAAAACGUGAAUGUUGUCAGUGGAGGUGAGGUUUACUCCCUGGUGUACCAUAUGCAACAGGAGCGGCGAUCAGCGGCAGUACCAUCCCUGAGGACACAGACGCAGGAUAAGGACCCCUCAGCCAUCUACUCUGGAGUGAAAACCGCAAGCAGUUCAGAUGAUGACUACGAGGAUGCUAUUUAAGUUACGGAAGACCCUGCUCUUUAUAAAGCACCUGUGACCCAGGCCUCAGAACCAGUGUGUUCUUCAGAGAUCUGGGGAAUCCGCUGUCCAGUAGCCCCAUCCAGGGGAAUGCCCUCCACGAGACGAUUUCCACCUCCACUGGAAGGCAAAGUUGGCUCAAGCCCCGAACAGACCACCCCAGAGACUGACCCCGCAUGAAUGAAGAAAUGGGAAGGCCUCUGCUACCAGAACCUGAUGCUUGCUGGUUCUUUCAGGCCUGGGUCAAAUUGCGCUCUAACUUCUUUUUCUAAGAGGAAACAGGACAGGAUAAAAGCACUUAGGACUUUGGGGUCGAGGGAAAGCGGGGCUUAGGGUGCACAAAACCCAAGGUUAGUGAUCUUGUGGGACUUCUCCAUACAGAGCUGUGUCCAUCCUGUGGUUCAGGUGCCUUUUCUGCUCAGACGGUACUGACCACUUACAUUAAUCUUCCUGUUUCUCCAUAUGUGACUCGCCGCAUUUGAAUUCACUGUUACCAAACCAGAAUUGAAACAAUGUUACAUAAGGCAUCACUGCGGUUAUGCUCCAUGUUAGCAUAUUUUGUAUGUACGAGCCCAUCUGGAUUUGUAGUGAGAUCUAUUUGUGCUCGUCACCACAUCCAGUGUUCUGCCUUUGCUGCAGCCUCAGAAGCUUUGUGAAUAUAAUUUUUUAUUCACAAAUGUUGUGAAAACACGUGGUAAUAGGAUUUGGAGUUUGUAUUUUAAUUUUAUAAAUCAAUCAUUUGCUAACGCUUAUAAAUUUAAACAAUAUAAAGCAUAAAAUGUAAAAAAUUAAAGUCUUCCCUGUAAUUUAACACAAGUGGCCCCCAUUGUUAAACAUUAAGCGUUGUUAAAAUCACAGCUCUGCAGAGAUUUUUCUAUUUUUGUACAGGCAUUUAUACAUCAUUGUAAAUAUGUAAAUAUUUAGAAAUAUACCUAUUUAAUAAAAUACCAUGAAAUAUUUUUUAAAAGUUGAAAAUGCUACCAUUUAUUCCUCUAGACAAACAUAUCAAUGCACAAAUAUGAUGAAUAUAAAAAGAAAAUUAUAUGAUAAGCUCAAAAACAGCCUCUGAUUCUGAAUUCUGUCAAUGUUCUUACCUUUUGCGACAGCAUGAAUGGACAUUAUUAU
Molecule: messenger RNA, 2573 nt
Organism: Myotis daubentonii (Daubenton's bat)
Lineage: Eukaryota; Metazoa; Chordata; Mammalia; Chiroptera; Vespertilionidae
Gene: FCRL1
Product: Fc receptor like 1
Biological process (GO): cell surface receptor signaling pathway; immune response
Cellular component (GO): external side of plasma membrane
Molecular function (GO): transmembrane signaling receptor activity
Source: RefSeq, a predicted model, not a curated record